Molecule: messenger RNA, 690 nt
Organism: Eimeria necatrix
Lineage: Eukaryota; Apicomplexa; Conoidasida; Eucoccidiorida; Eimeriidae
Exons: 6
Source: RefSeq, a predicted model, not a curated record
AUGUUCGACAUCUCGUUGGCCCUCAGUAUUUUCUUUUUGGCCGGUAGAGUGACGGGAGCUGAGAGCGCAUUGAACUCCCGUGGCGAAGCGACAGUCGCCUCUGAAGAAACUGUGCUUACAAUGAAAGAUGUAUCAGUUGCCGACUCUUAUGCACAACCUUGGAUUGGAGUGGCUCGUCGCCAAAUUGUGGCCGGAUAUCUAGUCAUCGCAGCAGCUGCGGCAAUGGCGCUGAUCUACACAAUCAUUUCUUGCUUCAAAUUUAUCAACAAACGCGGAGCCAAAGCUGGCAUAGGUCAUAUGUUGAGGAGGCUGGCGGACGAAGCUGCUGACCAGUGCUCUGUAAGUCAUCUGCGAGUUGUUCAUGAUGACCCCCGUUCAAGGUCUGAUUUGAGUGCAGUGGUGAUAUGUGACAACAUGUGCUAUAUGGGGCGUGAGGAUGGCGUUUCGGAGGAGCUUGGUGGAGUUGGAGUGAACAGAGUGUCUUUGUGGGAGAAAAGCACAAGAGCAGUUGGACAGCGUCACAGACGGCAAACAGUGACGUUGCGCGGUGUUGACGCUGGGCGUGAGGAUGGCGUUUCGGAGGAGCUUGGUGGAGUUGGAGUGAACAGAGUGUCUUUGUGGGAGAAAAGCACAAGAGCAGUUGGACAGCGUCACAGACGGCAAACAGUGACGUUGCGCGGUGUUGACGCU